ACCCGCCGAUGACAUUGGUUGGUGUUCGCGCUAAAUAUCACGAAUUGGUGGGAGUUAGAAUACAUGGGCCAUCGAAUUGGGUCCCAGUGGCUGAACAGUAUACGAGCUUGCCUUGUAAUCGAGCAACACCCAUUGGGCUCGAACCCUGGCAGUGGGUGUGUACUAACGAUGAGUCCCGAACUAGGACGAAACAGUUUGUUUUCUGUCGUAGUAUCAUGUACACGUUUUUUUUUCAGUAUGCAUUUUCUAUAGCGGCUAGAAGAUAUCUGACUACGUUACAAAGGUUAUUGGACCGCUCUACAGCUGUUAGAAUAAGAUAUGAAAAGAUUAUAGUAUUUUGAUAAUUGAAUUAUUCACAGGAUUGAUUGCUAGCCUUAUUUUUAAACAUAUAGAUAAUAAUGUAGGUAGGCAGGCAGGCAGGGGGGUCGAGUGACUUCGAUAAACCUCAGUUGAUCUGUCUGUGUCAUUUGUUGUCAUUCAGUUUUCCAAUUUGACUAAUUCACUACCCAAUACGCAAUGGUUUGCAAGUAAUAAUUACUCUUGUAACACCAGCUUAUUUAUCGAUUGUUCUUUCCAAAAGGAGAUUAAUUAUACUCACAUAUGCGUAUUUAUGUACAUUGUAUUUAUAAUGUGUAUCCCUGGACAAUGCAUCUAAUGCAUCAUCGAAUGACGUAAUUAGUCCACAAAGCAAUAAAUAUCAUCAGCAUAUUGAACUAAUCAAUAAGUUAGCCAACUGGUGCUUGCCUACUAGUCUUGGAGGAUUAGCAGUAAACUCAGUUGAUGAAUUAUUGUGUAAUAUGCUGAAUGAACUACACUCAGAUGAAAUGCUGCAUACACUACAGCAGCCUAUAUUGAAAAUCCCUACAUCUUCACCUUUAUGGCUUAAAUACUUACGAUUAAUCAGUUCACUAUUGGCUGAUUGUUUUCAUAUAACUUGUACAAUAAACAGUAUAAAACAGUUAUCGUGUCAUCAUCAUCAUCAAUCAACUGAGCUAUACAGCAGAAACUCAAUUCGGCACUUGGCAUUUAUACCGGUGCUUCAAAUUGAUAAUGUCAAUCAUUUAUUUCAAACACCAUUAUCCGAAGAAUUUUCCGCCUUUCAUCCAGCUGUAGAUAUUCUUCGUAGGAUUUGUGAUAAAACUACUGCAACUGAAAAGCUUCUAAUUAUUUAUCAGACAUUUGCUACUGUGGAUCAGAUUAUCAGUAAAAGUAAGCCUUGCCGGAAUCGUGUUCCAACAUUGCUGGAUGAGGUGGGGAAUUGUAGAAAUCCAUCAAUAUGCUCAGUGGAUACUUUGUCUCACUUGCUGCCUGGACUUGAUCAAUUAUUGCUGAUUAUUCAAUUUGUUGUCAUCUGGGUUGGUGUUAUGUACCUGGGCGCUGAACUAGCGUAUAUUGAACAACUGUCACCGGAACACUUAUCGCUUAUUGGUGGUGGUCUCUUACCCUAUCUAAUGACUACACUGCAAGCGUGUUAUGAUCAAAUUCUUCGAGAAGGUUUACAAUUCACAAUUCAAUUUUGUUAG
Trichobilharzia regenti is the source of this 1523-nucleotide messenger RNA. The record is from the annotation of a GenBank genome assembly. NCBI's taxonomy places the organism in Eukaryota, Metazoa, Platyhelminthes, Trematoda, Strigeidida, Schistosomatidae.